GCACUGUUAGCCUGCUGUCAGCGUAAAGCACUACCUCAACUUCACAACAAAAUCUCGCUGUUUUCCCCCUCAAUGACCGCCACAAUAGAAAGGAAAUAACACCGACGUGAACCUGGCGAACACACAACGUAAAGCAUUCCGUUUCCUCUGAUUCAUGGACUUGUGAAGUAUUUUUAAUUUCAUCGCUGGUCUGACAUGGCUGCGAACCCUCCAGGACCAGGCUUUCAAAACAAGACCCGAGUGGCCAUCCUGGCGGAGCUGGACAAAGAGAAGCGGCGGCUGCUGCAGAGCCAGUCCAUGAACAGCCCCGGAGCCAACAUCCCUCUGUCGUCUCGACCCAGUCUGAAGGAUGUGAGGGACAGCGCGGAGCAGCAACACAUCGCCGCCCAGCAGAAGGCCGCCCUGCAGCAUGCUCACGUCCACUCGUCCGGCUUCUUCAUCACUCAGGACUCCUCGUUUGGGAACCUCAUCCUCCCUGUGCUGCCCCGGCUGGAGCCCGAUUUAUGAACCUCCCAACUAACACCACCGUGGCUAGACUUUUGACAACAACUCCAAUGCACAGAAAACACUUAUUAUUUUUUAUUUUUUUUGUAUUUUUGGGACUCUUGAGUCAGAAUGGUGAUUUGACCAUCCACAAAGUCUCCUCCAGAAUAAAACAUGACACUUGAACUCAGUCAGUGUUGCUCUCACGGGGAACAUCUAAUGAUUACCUACACCUGUAAACAGCCAAACAGAAUAUGACCAGUCAUUAUAGACUAUUUAGUGAUAUCAUAACACAUUUCCAACACACUAAUAAUCAAAACUUUUCUAUGCAGUGGGAUGAUUGGGAUGAAUGUGAUUAAGGGAGUCAUCAUUGCCCGAGAACAUUUACUGUGAAAAUGUACAUUUUUGGAAACGAAAUGGCUGCAGGACGAAUUUUUUUCUCUACAAAACAUGAGGCAGUGUGGAAUGAACUUACCAAAGUGAAUAUGAUCAAUUUCUGAAGAGCCAAGUGUGAAAACUAGUUUUACCAUUUUAAUAGCUUCAUAAUGUGCUUGUGGCAUAGCCUUUAUCGUAAUUAAUGAAAUUCACAUUCAUCAUAUAUUAACCCUGUUUUUUUUUUUGUUGCUCUUUGUGUUUUUCCAGCGAAUGAUUUAACCCUAGAUUUAAAUCAUGAAACACUGUCUUUUUAUUUGCCUUUUGUGUGAAGUUAAAGGGAACAUGGGUUCACUGUAAAAUGCACAGUCAUGUAUACUGUAUUUUUCUGUGAUGUCAUCUUCUCACAAUCUGUUUAAUCUUUAAUCUUCUUAUUAUCUGUUUAUCUUAAUGUCAUUUGUUAUUUUUCACUUCUUCAAUUGUAUUGUUUUUACCUUUAACAGCCUUUCCAGACCUAUUGUUUCUAAUUGAGUCCUUCAUUUGCAUUUAUUCUUGUUUAUCUGCUCACAUUUUGUUCUUGUCCUUUUGUUUAAAAUAGAUCACUCAA
This is a messenger RNA of Labrus mixtus (cuckoo wrasse), 1462 nucleotides long. RefSeq names its product SOSS complex subunit C-like. Gene Ontology annotation, cellular component: nucleoplasm; SOSS complex; nucleus. The transcript has a single exon. The record is from RefSeq and is a predicted model, not a curated record. NCBI's taxonomy places the organism in Eukaryota, Metazoa, Chordata, Actinopteri, Labriformes, Labridae. Gene Ontology annotation, biological process: DNA repair. The coding region runs from base 196 to 507 and encodes 103 amino acids.